Messenger RNA from Achroia grisella, 596 nucleotides. RefSeq names its product nuclear envelope phosphatase-regulatory subunit 1 (gene Cnep1r2). Gene Ontology annotation, cellular component: Nem1-Spo7 phosphatase complex; cytoplasm. Bases 37 to 417 code for a protein of 126 amino acids. The transcript has 5 exons. Lineage: Eukaryota; Metazoa; Arthropoda; Insecta; Lepidoptera; Pyralidae. The record is from RefSeq and is a predicted model, not a curated record.
UGCUUAUUAUAUUGUAAAUAGUGCACAAAAGCGAAAAUGUCUUUAGAACAAACUGCUUGUGAUGAUUUGAAGGCUUUCGAACGUCGCCUGACGGAGGUGAUAGGCUGUUUACAACCAGCAACUAUGAGAUGGAGAAUUGUCCUGGCAGUGGUGUCUGUGUGUACUGCAAUCGCUGCUUGGCACUGGCUCACCGAUCCACUCACACCUGUAGUAUCACUAACACAGUCACUGUGGAACCAUCCAUUUUUUGCAUUCACUUCUACAUUUUUAGUAUUACUAUUCAUGAUGGGUGUACACAGAAAAGUAAUAGCUCCAAGCAUCAUAACAGCUAGAACUCGAUCGGUUUUGAAUGAUUUCAACAUGUCAUGUGAUGAGACUGGAAAAUUGAUUCUUAAGCCAAGACCUGCUAAUACUUGAAGCUUAUUAAUUUAUAAUAGACAUUUUGUAAAUAUUAUAAAAAAUUAAAUGGUUGAUCUAAAUAUGCAUUUUAUCAUUAAAGUUCUAGUAUUAUCAUUAAGUAGUAAAACUUUAUUAUAGUAACACAUUAAGUAUAUUAUGGUAACAAGAUAAAUGGAGAUUGUGUAAACAUCUAAUUU